AUGGACCUAUUUCGUGCCACUAUCGCCAGGCUUGAAAGGGCUAAGAUCGCCAAAACGUGGGCUUCUCUGAAGAUAGAUGCUGGACUUGCAUACGAUCUGGUGAGACGCUCUUUCUGGUAUCGAUUGAGCCACACUAACACAUUGAACAGAGAGCAGAGAGCAGAGAGCCCAGCGCCUGAGUUCAUCUCGAUGGGAAUUUAUGUCGACCGCCGCAACCAGCCCCAGGCAGGAGAUAUCUUCGAACUCGAUGAUACGUUGAUCCCUGUACCAGAUGUCUUCCUAAAGCUGGCAAAGGCUACAGAGCUAUGGUAUCAUUGUAUGCCACUUUAUGGGAUUGCAAACUGCCUCACCAAGGAUGUCGGUCUACGUGGAUUCAAAUUUGAGUUUUUUUAA
Pseudogymnoascus destructans is the source of this 393-nucleotide messenger RNA. RefSeq lists its product as uncharacterized. Bases 1 to 393 code for a protein of 130 amino acids. The transcript has a single exon. The record is from RefSeq and is a predicted model, not a curated record. Lineage: Eukaryota; Fungi; Ascomycota; Leotiomycetes; Thelebolales; Thelebolaceae.